Messenger RNA from Staurois parvus, 299 nucleotides. NCBI's taxonomy places the organism in Eukaryota, Metazoa, Chordata, Amphibia, Anura, Ranidae. The record is from the annotation of a GenBank genome assembly.
AUCUGUGAAUGAUCACAGAGGUCACAUGGUACAAGGCUAUUCACAACAGCCUUGUACCAUGUGACAAGCUGUGACCAAUCACAGCUCACUCUGUAUUUCUCAAUGAGUGCAGGAGGGACCUCUGUACGAGGUCCCGAUCAUGUGAUCACGGAUUGGCCAAUCAGUGAUCACAUGCAAAGUAGCAAGCAAGAUGUCACUUGUGACAUCAUUGCUUACUACGUGUGAAUUCUGUGCAUGAUCACAGAGGUCACAUGGUACAAGGCUAUUCACAACAGCCUUGUACCAUGUAACAAGCUGUG